CAUCACAUUUGACUUAAUUAUUAACUGGUAUUGUGUGUCCGUGUCGAAAUUGGGAUUAUUAGAAUAGAUAUCAAAAUUUUUCGUGAAAUACACAUGGGUUUGCGUUUCUCCGAUUGGCGACAAUUCGUCAAGGAUGUCGGUAUAGCCACCAACCAUAGAAUCCACCAACAUUGCGCGAUCUUCAGCUGACUUCACGCAAGUAAAAAAAAGUGGGGUUAAUAACAACAAAAACAUGUUAAAUCACUUGAAACGGGUGAUUUAUCUCGAAAAAUGCCCCCGUGGACGCUUCAUGUCUGUAAAACGCAAAUACCCCAUCGAUCGCGACGAGGCAAAAUCACUGCCUGUCUUUGACUACGGUACUAGUAAAAAGUCGUACAAACGAGUGUUUGUUUGGGGCAACCUUAUGUCGGGGGCCUUAGGUAUUCCGUAUUUGAGACGCAACGAAAAUGUCAUGCAUCGGGAGACAGUAGACAUCCCAAAGCGGCUAGGUUUUGCUGAAAAAUUCCCAGUGACUACUGCCGCUUGUGGCUUCGGUUUCACCGCGUUUGGUGUUGAUACCGAAUCUGAAGAUAAAUUGUACGGAACGGGCCUUAAUACCGACUCACAAAUUGGAAGACAUGAAGUGCGUCAAGGGCACCCUUUGGAGAUUAUUUACUUCCCGCAGGCCAUUAAACUACCUUUAAAAAACCCAACCAAAACUCGGAUACGAAAGUUAGCGGCGGGGCGUGCACAUCUCGUGGUGUUAACAGACGAGGGACUCUUCCUCCUAGGCAAUAACGCCUACGGCCAGUGCGGGCGCGAAAUCAUCCAAGACGAAAAUUAUUUUUUAAGUAAUUACAUAAACCACAUUCCUGAUAUAGACAGUAAGAAAGUAACCGACAUUGAAUGUGGUCAAGACCACACUUUGGCCGUAACUGACGACGGGGCUGUGUAUUCCUGCGGGUGGGGGGCUGACGGCCAAACGGGCCUCGGCACGUUUGACAACACAAGUGCCUUCACGAGAAUCACGGGCGAGAUUGAGUCCGAAAAAAUAGUCAAAAUAUCGUCGCGAUCCGACUUCGCGUUGGCCCUUAAUGACAGGGGCGAAGUCUUCGGCUGGGGCAACGCUGAGUACGACCAGAUCCCCACAAUAAACAACGAGCAACAAGUGAGCAACCCAGUCCACCUCAAGCACCUGAAAGUGGGCAAAGUCGUGGAUGUGGCAGCCGGGGGCUCAUUUUGCCUCGCUUUGAACGAACACGGGGAGGUUUUCGUGUGGGGCUACGGUCUAGUCCUCGGGGGGCCCAAGGCCGAGCAAACCUCCCGCCCGAGGAAACUCCCCGAGGUUUUGUUCGGCAGGAACGACUUUCAACCUAACAACAGGGUGGUACAAGUGGCUUGUGGGUUGAGCUACGCCAUGGCUGUGACGAGUCUGGGGGAUGUUUACGCGUGGGGGCGCAACAUGAGGGGCUGUCUGGGGCUGGGGUUCGCCAACGACCAGAACUUCCCGUUUAAAGUGGCGCUAGGGGGCUACGCGUCGAAGGUGUUUUGCGGGUAUGACCACACGGUGGCACUUUGUAAACCUUUUAUUUAAUAAAUUUAAGAGUAAAAAAUAA
Molecule: messenger RNA, 1595 nt
Organism: Tribolium castaneum (red flour beetle)
Lineage: Eukaryota; Metazoa; Arthropoda; Insecta; Coleoptera; Tenebrionidae
Exons: 2
Coding region: 233-1573 (446 amino acids)
Biological process (GO): positive regulation of mitochondrial translation
Cellular component (GO): mitochondrial inner membrane
Molecular function (GO): rRNA binding; guanyl-nucleotide exchange factor activity
Source: RefSeq, a predicted model, not a curated record